Ostrinia nubilalis (European corn borer) is the source of this 1097-nucleotide messenger RNA. RefSeq names its product enkurin. Gene Ontology annotation, cellular component: acrosomal vesicle. NCBI's taxonomy places the organism in Eukaryota, Metazoa, Arthropoda, Insecta, Lepidoptera, Crambidae. The coding region runs from base 309 to 1073 and encodes 254 amino acids. The record is from RefSeq and is a predicted model, not a curated record. Gene Ontology annotation, molecular function: calmodulin binding. The transcript has 4 exons.
UUACAAGAAAUUAAUGUUAUUUGCUAAUUUGCUAUGGGACCCUAAGACAUAAUAUGCAAGGGAUUUUAGAUGUUGGAUGAAAUAUUUUAGGUUGGCACAUUGUUGGCACGAAGCAUGCACGAAGUAAAAACUUAUUCGUCGUUGCUAUGGCUACAAAAACCUAGAUUUUUCCAUGACGUCCUCGUUUUGGUCCUCGUGCUUCAUCCCUUGUUUUGUAUAUUUAUUUCAAAUAGACACUGGUGUAAUUUGUAUUGGAUAAUCUUAUACAAAUAUCCACAUAAUUAACCAGAGUCCCGUUAUUUUUGAAAAUGUCUGUAGUCGAAAUAGUCCAUCAUAAUGAAGAUAUUUAUAGGAUCCUUGAUAAACCACCUCCAGAACCACCUAAAACUCCAAGGUAUGAAUCUGAGUUGGAGAAGGAACUUAAAGCGAGAAAGAUACCCCAACUACGGCGAACGUUUGGAUAUGCUGAAACACCUUUAAAAACCCCCGAUAAAUUCCUGAAGAAAGGUGAGGGUAUAGGCCAGCCGAUCAAGGAGUCCGAUCACAAGUGCUACGUCACAGGAAACCUUCCCCCGGUGCCGAAGCGCCCACCUCCAGGGAAGAAACCAGAAAAGCCGAAAAUAAACUUCCGCGUCGUGAACAUAAAGAAGGCGAUAAAAACAAAGCCAAAGCCUGUCGAGCCAAGACUAGUAGAUACCAGAGAUGGUCAUACAAAGAAGAUAAAAGGCUCAGGCGAAGUGCCAGAAUAUUGCCUUCGACCCGACUUCGGGCAAAUGCCAGCGUACCUGGUGAAACGCAAUAGAAGAAUCCAAAGGCAGAUCGAUAAGAUUAAAUACGCGGAAGAUCACAAAGAGAGUCUUUGCAAAUUGAUUUCCGAGCAAGAGAGGCAGAAAUUAUUGGAAGAUCUUAAAUACAAUUGGCAGUUGAUGCAGAAAGCAUUCCUUCAACUGCCCAUGCUGACAGACACCAUCCCGAAGAUCCUAAAGAAGACGAAGAUGGAACAAGAGCUGCGCCAACUGGAAAAGGACAUAGCAUUAGUAGAAGGCAACCCUUACAUUUAUAUUUAUGAGUAAAUAAAUCUCAGUUAAAUACUCCAA